AUGGCCUUCCGCUUCGCUAUCCUGGCUCUUGCGGCCGUCUCUUCGGUCAUGGCCCAGUCGGGGUCCGGUGAUGUCACCAGCGACGUCGCUACUGCCACCGCCACCGGCUCUGGUUCCGUUGUUUCGACGACGGUGACAAGCAGCUCUGCCAGCAUGUCGAGCAGCGCUGCGGGGACCAGCAGCUCCACGAUGGUCAUGUCGAGCAGCGGAAGCAGCACCACCGUGACGACUGCGGCCUCGUCGUCGAUGCCGCCGUCGUCCAGCAUGGUGGUCACGACGUCGUCGACGCCCGGGGGUGGCAACGUCACGCAGACUUCCAAGCCUUCUCAGAGCACCAGCAUUCCCGUUUCCGGGGCUUCCUGGAGCGAGGUCCAUGCUUCCCUGAUCGCCGGUCUGCUGGCUUUGGGCAUUGCCUUUCAGUACUAG
Molecule: messenger RNA, 426 nt
Organism: Thyridium curvatum
Lineage: Eukaryota; Fungi; Ascomycota; Sordariomycetes; Thyridiales; Thyridiaceae
Exons: 2
Coding region: 1-426 (141 amino acids)
Source: RefSeq, a predicted model, not a curated record